CUGAAAUUCAAAGUUCAACAGCAUUCUCGUCGCAUUGCACCCGAUCCCGAAAACGCCAUGAACGGACAAAAGAAACGGAAGGCCGCGGGACAGGCUACGAACCCCCCGGCGAAGAAAUCAAAAGCGCAUCAGUCAGCCCUGAAAAUGGCCAAGCAAGCAAAGUCGCGAAAGCCCAUCAGUGCUAGUUCUUUACGAUGGCGCGAAGCCACACUACCCGAUAUGUUUAACGAUGCCGAAGGCUUUUUUGGUCUAGAGGAGGUGGAUGAUGUUGAGGUUAUCCGCAACAGCGAUAACACGAUUGAAUUUAGAACGACUGUGCCUGCACCAGAAGAGGAAGAAGAAGUGGAAGACGAGGGAAAAGACAGCCCGGUAGAAGAUGAGUUCGAAGGAUUCGACGAUGAACCGCUGGCCCGCGAUUCUACGGAAAAUAAGCCACCUGGCCCAUCUAUCAAGGAGAUCGUGGAAGACUUGGAGAUAAACACGACCGAUGCCGCGGAUGUGAAGGAUAAAAGCGAGAAACCUUCCAAGAAGCAAAAGAAAAAGAAGAAUGCCAGUAAAAUGGAAGAUCCGGAGCUUGAGACGAAUGUCUUUGGUGGAUUAGACUACGCGGACGAGACGCAAAACGAAGUCGACCUUUCCGAGUGGGUGCCGAUAGACCUAUCACCCUGGAUUCUCUCGUCAUUAGCAAAGCUAGGUUUUGCUAAACCUACCCCUAUACAAGCUGCCACCAUACCGCAUAUCAUGGCCGGUCACGAUGUCAUUGGAAAAGCUUCGACGGGGUCAGGAAAAACCCUGGCUUUUGGCAUCCCAAUUGUUCAAAAGUGGUUAGAAUUAUCGGAGAAGAAUGAAGCCCCCAGUGGCGACUCCAAGGUCCCACUUGCUUUAGUUUUAUCUCCAACAAGGGAACUUGCACACCAACUUACAGAGCACAUCAAAAACUUCUGCGCUGGCUUACCAACUUCACCUUACGUGUGUUCUGUCACCGGUGGUUUAUCCGUUCACAAGCAGCAGCGCCAACUGCUCAAAGCCGAUAUCGUCAUCGGAACACCUGGUCGGUUGUGGGAAGUGUUGAGUGCCAGCUCCGACUUAAUGAGCAGCUUCAAGGCGAUCCAGUACCUCGUCGUGGACGAAGCUGACAGACUUUUGACGGAAGGCCACUUCAAAGAAGCUGCCGAAAUUUUCAGUGCUUUAGAUCGGGUGGAGGUGGAGGAAGAUGAAGAGGAUGCGGAACCUUCGCCAAGGCAGACCUUGGUGUUCUCAGCCACAUUUCACAAAGGCUUACAACAAAAGCUCGCUGGCAAGGGUCGUCAGGAUCUGAUGAGCCAACAGGACUCCAUGGAAUAUCUUCUCAAAAAGUUAAAUUUCAGAGAAGAAAAGCCGAAAUUCAUCGACGUUAAUCCGGUUUCGCAAAUGGCAGAGGGUCUCAAGGAAGGCCUCGUAGAAUGUGGAGCCAUGGAGAAGGAUCUCUAUUUGUAUGCCCUGUUACUCCUAUAUCCUAACGCACGGACAUUAGUCUUCACCAAUUCCAUCAGCUCUGUCCGAAGACUGUCCCCGAUGCUUCAAAAUCUUAAUCUUCCGACGCAUCCGCUGCAUUCUCAAAUGGCUCAAAAGGCACGUCUACGUUCUGUUGAGAAAUUCACCAGUGCGAAAGAGGGCCAAUCAUCGAUAUUAGUUGCGACUGAUGUUGCCGCGCGUGGCUUAGAUAUCCCAGGGGUUGAUUUAGUAGUACAUUACCAUGUCCCUCGUGCCGCAGAUGUUUACGUGCAUAGAUCUGGACGUACCGCGCGCGCGCAUCGAACAGGUUUAAGUAUAAUUCUCUGUGCCCCCGAAGAGGUUACGCCAACUAGGCGACUUAUCGCAAAAGUGCAUUCAAUCAGCGAUAAGGGAGCGACGAGGAAAAGCUUCUUCGUGCAGACGUUGGACAUGGACCGAAAAUUGGUCAAUCGACUAAAGCCUCGCAUCACGCUGGCUAAGAAGAUUGCCGACGCUGGCCUCGCAAAAGAGAAAGGCAACAAAGAUGAUAGCUGGAUGCGAAAUGCAGCGGAAGAGCUCGGCGUCGAGUACGACAGCGACGAGAUGGAGCAAGUUGGGAAGUGGGGAGGCCGGGGAAGUGGCCGGAUGGAAAAGCAGAAAGAAGCGAGGGCCUUGACUAAGCACGAUCUUGGGGCCAUGCGCGCUGAACUCAGGGAGUUGCUCUCGAAGCGUGUCAACGCAGGUGUGAGCGAGAAGUAUAUCGCCACUGGCAUGGUAGACAUGGACGAGCUGUUGCGGGGCGCAAAAGGGGAGUUCCUAGGAAAGGUUGGAGGCUUGGAUAUUGAGACUUUGUAGUCUGGUAUUCUCAGCCAAACGUACUGUUACUGUUAGUGUCCGAGUAAUAUCCCUAACUACAUGUAGUACCUACCAUAUACCUACCUACCUACUCGUGACGCUCUUCCAUGGAUAGUUCGGAUAGAGCCAACGCUGUGAAGCGCCCUUGCUUUUUUAUAAUAACCAUAUCAUGAUA
Molecule: messenger RNA, 2503 nt
Organism: Hypoxylon fragiforme
Lineage: Eukaryota; Fungi; Ascomycota; Sordariomycetes; Xylariales; Hypoxylaceae
Product: DEAD-domain-containing protein
Exons: 3
Coding region: 58-2328 (756 amino acids)
Cellular component (GO): nucleolus
Molecular function (GO): RNA helicase activity; ATP binding; nucleic acid binding
Source: RefSeq, a predicted model, not a curated record